AUGUUAAUUGCAGUGAUUCAUAUUGCACUGCUUCUCGUGCCACAAGUAUGCAGUGAGACAACGACUUCUGGCGGAUCGGCUAGAAGCGGCGAAUUCGGUCUCUUUCGCAGCCGUGACAAUACAACUACAGGUGAAGCAGAAAAGUAUGCAAUGGCCAAUCCGAGGUUACAGUGCAUUGGAGUCAUGCGCGGCCUCCUCCUCACAGCUGGGGUCCACCUGGAGCCGCGUGUCAUGGCCAUCGGUCAGUGUCCGCCAGAAGCACCGCCCACUUUAGCAACCCUCUGUUCCACCGACAUCCCUGUAUUUCCUCCAGAGGUGGAAUCCGUCAGUAAACUGCAAAAUCAACUCCUAUCAAAACUUAAGACCGGAAACAAACGAAACUUAGGCAUGCAUUUAAACCUAGCUAUUCGGAAAGUCUCUCCGGUUGUCGACUCUAAAUCGAAUGAUAUAUACGCAAAUAUAUAUUGCGCACAGUGUCAUAAUGUUUCUUCCACCAAACAGAUAAAACGCCUUCCAAAACGACUACUUUGUGACAAUCAGGAGGAUGCUAUUAAAUGUUUCGUCCAGGCUGAAAUGCCGAAAAAUGUAAGCUUCUGUGACUCAUACGCAUUAGUUCUACGAUCCUUCUUCACCUGGGACUCCAUAUUCACGCUUCCAGAAGAAGAUGAAGCGGAUACAGAGAGGUCCUCUACAAAAUCUGUUUUUGAGUUGAUUCAAUGGAUCUGCUGCUCCCUCUCAAUGAUCGCACUGGUUAUCGCCAUCUACUUAUUUGCCAGCUCGGCGCGAUUGAGGAGACCGCUCCCAGGCAAAAUGAUGAUCGCGCUCUGCUGCACACUGUUCAGUGCGCUGGUAGCCUUCCUCCUCGCCAGUGGCGUCAUGGACUUCCUCAGUGCGCCUCUCCGACCAAUGUGCGUUAUCUUCGCCUGCCUCCUCCAGCUCCUCCUUCUUGCCGCUUUCGUUUGGAUGGCAAUUUUUGCCACGGAAUUAUUACGUACCUUCGGCCUUACUCGAGUGUUCCAGCAUGCUUUUCUGUGUUACUGCUGCAGGAAAGUGAGAGACAGAAACACCAAAGCAAUGGGUAUGAUGCUUCGCGCGCGUGGGUCAGAUCCUAACUCCAACAGCCGUUUCAAGCAUCAAAUAAUUGUAGCAAUUAUACUUCCUCUCUGUUGCACCAUCCCCACUUUGAUCAUCAACGAAUACGCCUACCGCCGUCUGAAACCGUUGUACGAUACCAGUGCUAAUAGCAAUUGGUCCCUCAGUUCUCAAGAGGCGGAACUUGGGUCUGCUUUAUACCGCCUCAAUCCUGGCUUCUGUCCCGUCAAUAAUCCGAACUACGCCUGGUUUAAGGGGCAUCACGUAGGCCUUUUGGUCUGGUUUCUUAUACCCUCAGGAGUCACGAUCUUCUUUAAUCUCUUUGCCCUCAUUAUUGUGUGCAUUCAAAUCUGCCUACUAAAACGGGAGACAGGACUGUCACCGAGCACUGCAAGCCCACAGAUCGACGCACACACGAAGCCCUCCAAGUCUAUCGUCGCAGUAUGCACGAAACUGGCGGUCAUUCUGGGCGCCAGUUGGUCUAUCCAACUUCUCGCGGGCCUGAGUCCCCAACUGGAGCUGCUGAGGCAGUUGGCGGGUCUAGUGAACAGCGCUCAGGGCGGCAUAAUCGCGGUCUCGAUGCUAGCGAGCUCGAAGGCUCGGCGCGUGAUGGCGCAGAGGCUCCCCGCAAAGUGCUGCAAGGCCCUUGGCGUCAGCGAGUCUGCUUCAUUCAGCACCCAGGAAAUGACCACCUCCGCCAAAUCCAGGUCACGACUCGCGGGCCAAAUCAACUCGCAGACUACCAGCCUUCUCCAAAGUGUUGGCUCCUGA
Molecule: messenger RNA, 1863 nt
Organism: Echinococcus granulosus
Lineage: Eukaryota; Metazoa; Platyhelminthes; Cestoda; Cyclophyllidea; Taeniidae
Product: putative G-protein coupled receptor
Exons: 2
Coding region: 1-1863 (620 amino acids)
Biological process (GO): cell surface receptor signaling pathway; G protein-coupled receptor signaling pathway
Cellular component (GO): membrane
Molecular function (GO): G protein-coupled receptor activity
Source: RefSeq, a predicted model, not a curated record